Messenger RNA from Fraxinus pennsylvanica, 339 nucleotides. The record is from the annotation of a GenBank genome assembly. NCBI's taxonomy places the organism in Eukaryota, Viridiplantae, Streptophyta, Magnoliopsida, Lamiales, Oleaceae.
AUGGCAGCAGCUUCAGCUUCAAGCUUGCAAAAUGCAGCCUUUAGACCCUCUCUUUUCUCAGCUGGUAGAAUCAUUAGAGCAGGCGUGGCAAGUGUUGGCAUCGAUCAUCAAGGGGCAUCGUGCUCUAAGCUUUCCAGUGCUUGUCAUAUAUCAACUGGACAACUCUUCCACCGUACUUUCACAUCAUCUCCCUCAAAAUUUAAUAAAGUCGUCACAAAGGCAAUGUCUGAAGCUGGUGAAAACAAGCCUGAUCUCGGAUUGCCGAUCAAUUUGAAAGGGAAAAGAGCAUUUAUAGCAGGAGUUGCUGAUGAUAAUGGAUAUGGUUGGGCUAUUGCAUAA